AUGACGUCUACCAGUCCUCCUGCGCUGACCACAACCUUUACACCACCACCAUCAUGUACUACCGACACAUGGAUGAUUGAGAACCUGUCAGGUACAGAUUACUACACGACAACUGUAACGACCGGCCUCACUGGCUGGUGGCUGAACCUUGGCCCGACGGACUGGAGUACUUGUCUUCCUUCGGGCUAUGUGCAGGCGACUGAUUUUUACUACUCUCCUGGUAUUUGUCCAUCGGGCUAUUGGACUGCUUUUCAAUCAGCCUAUACUUCCAAUGGCGAGGCUGCUGAAACCCAUGCCACCUGCUGUCCAAUGUGA
Penicillium expansum is the source of this 315-nucleotide messenger RNA. RefSeq lists its product as uncharacterized. Lineage: Eukaryota; Fungi; Ascomycota; Eurotiomycetes; Eurotiales; Aspergillaceae. The record is from RefSeq and is a predicted model, not a curated record. Bases 1 to 315 code for a protein of 104 amino acids. The transcript has a single exon.